CGAGGCAAACGGUCAUGGUGCAAUCGUUUCAUGCUAUAACGUUUUCAUUUCACCCGAUCCUUUUCCUCUCCAUCUACAUCACCAGUUUAUAGAAGUCGUAGAUAAAGGUUCAGAACUUGGGAAGUCUGAUGCAAUUUGUUGAAGUCCAUCAAAUCUGCUGUCUCUCAUUGUUGUAAAUUAAGGUUUACACAAAGUUGUUCUAAUUAAAGGAGAGAAUCUGACUAAGACUUGUGCCAAAGUGUUAUGCAAUUCCAAAGAGACUCUUGAAGAAGCAAGGAUUUCCAACUUCUCUAUUUAGAGAGCAGUAAUGAAUUUCAGGAAAAACAGUGACUGCUUCAAAUCUUGAGAAAUUACCUGGUGGUUUGAUUAUGGAGGAAAAGCUAAAGGAGGAGGUGGAGGAACUGAUUUCGACGGCGAAACGAGUUGAGUCAGCGGUUGCAGAGGCCAACUCGUUCAAGGUGGAUUGCCACUCGGUUGUAGGGUUAGUGCGUUGGUUGAGGCAGUGGCUUCAAUAUUUGGUCAAGCGCAUCUCCUCUGCCCCUGCACAGGCCCUGUACGACCGGCCGAUUGUCCGCAUCGUCGCUGAAGUCUCCAAGAGCCUCGAGCGUGCCCUGACCCUGGUCGGAAAGUGCAAGCGCCGGACUCUAUUUCCCCGGUUCGUCGGCGUCAACUGUAGAACUGAUUUUGGCAGGAUCUUUACUCUUCUACAAUCAUCAAUCGCCGACCUGAAGUGGUUGCUGAGCCUCAUCGACCUCGACCAUGGCUGCGUCGCCGGAGGAGGGUUUAUGUCUGUGCCUCCACUCGCAAUAAACGACCCGGUUAUCUCAUGGGUCUGGUCCUUCAUCGCCACCGUCAAAAUGGGUAAAUUAAUGGAUUGCAUCGACGCUGCCAACAAUCUCACUUUUCUCGCCGAAGGGAAUGAAAGAAACAAGAGAAUCAUCAUCGAAGAAGGGGGAAUCCCUCCUCUGCUAAAGCUUCUGAAGAACUCCUCGCCUGACGCGCAAAUCGCGGCGGUUAAUUCGCUUUAUGUUUUAGCAGAUAAUGAAGAGAGAGUGAAGACUAUUGUGGAACAAAAAGGAGUUCCACUAAUUGCUCAACUAUUCAGGGCUUCCCCCCUGAGGGUUCAGACGCCAGUGGUGAAUCUGAUGGCGAGAAUGGCGGAGAAGGAUCCCAAGGUCCAGGAGGCUUUCUACAAUGAGCAGGUGAUUUUACCACUCUUGAAAUUGCUUUCUUUGGACAUAGUUUCCGAUGAACUCGUCACAAACGGGCGCGUGCAGAAACAGAGCAUUCACUCUGUUCUUGAGAUGAAAAAGGAAAUCCACAAACACAAUUCGAUCGCACCCAAUUCGGAGAUCCAUAGUCGGUACAGGAACUUGUGCUUAAAUUGGUACUUCGAGGGAUGCAAUCGGGCGAAAAUGCAGAAGGAAGAGUGGGAGAAGGAGAAACCGGAGGUCAGAAAAGAGCUAAAGACUAAUUGUUCGAAGGCUCUAUGGAUGCUUUCUCAUAAAAGUGUUUCAAUUUGCAAAAAGAUAGCAGAGAGGAACGGAUUCAUGUACUUAGCGAAGUUGAUGGAGAAGGAACCGGAUGAAUUGCAGUUCAAUUGCUUGAUGACCGUAAUGGAGAUUGCGGCCACCGCUCAAACUGACCCCAAUUUCAGACACUCGGUGUUUAAGAUUAAUUCUCCAGGUGUAAGAGCCGUAGUGGAUCAGCUCUUGAGGGUGAUCAAAGAAUCGGGUACCCCUAAAUUUCAGAUUCCGGCAAUCAAAUCGAUCGGUUACCUGGCGAGGAUUUUUCCGGCAAAAGAGACUCAAGUGAUUGAUUCCCUUGUGGCGCAGCUUUUCAGUAAAUGCCAUGAUGUGGCGGAGGAAGCAGCAAUCGCUUUGAAGAAAUUUGUCUGUCCGGACAAUUAUCUCUGGAAGGAGCACAGAAAUUCAAUAAUCAAACUAAACGGUAGGGCAGCACUGAGGCUGUUGAUAGAAAAAGCGAGUCAUGAGGAGAGAGAUCUUCACAGCUACCUUAAUAACACCACCAGCCGCGAGGCACUGAAACAAGCCGGCCUGUCGACUGCGGCAGAAAAUAAGACGAACCGCGAGAGGCUUCAGCGGCGGGGGGAAAGACCGUUGACGAAUUGUCAGCCGUACCCCUUAAAUCCAUUUUGCCAUUUAGUUGUUAUUUUCAGGGAUAAGGAUGGAGCCGCUUCCAUAUAUGAAAAAAUUAAUAUUGGUGUUACCUGGACUUGCAUGGCAUGGGCUCCGUAGCGAAAUGUAUAAUUGGGCAUAGUGUGCUCCCUUAUCUUUGGGAGGAAUGUAAAUUAUGUAAUCACUCUAAACUUUAAUGAAGGGAUGUUGUUUGA
Molecule: messenger RNA, 2353 nt
Organism: Rubroshorea leprosula
Lineage: Eukaryota; Viridiplantae; Streptophyta; Magnoliopsida; Malvales; Dipterocarpaceae
Source: the annotation of a GenBank genome assembly